UUUUUCUUUUUCUUUUCAUUAUGAGUUUAGAACCUAAAGUAAAAAUACAAGAUGACCGAGAUUCAAGUUCAUCUCAAGUGUUUGUGGGCAACUUAUCUUUUAAAACCACAAAAGCUGACUUGACUUCUUUUGCCUCUUCUAUGGGUAACAUUAUUAAAGUAAGAAUGGUAACUCGCUAUGGUCGUUCUCGUGGUUUUGGAUUUGUUACUUAUGCAACUGAAAAUGAAGCCAAAAAGGCUGUUGAGGAAUUAAAUCAAAAGGCUUUGGAUGGUCGUGAUAUCAAUGUACAAAUAGCCCGCCCUAAAGCUAAAUUGCCUUCAAAAGAACCCACAGAUCAAUCACAAAAAAAACUUCGUCAUCAUCAUCGUCAUCGUAAGCCCAAAAAGAGUGCAUCUCCACCCUUGACUAAAUCUUUGGAUACCAAGCAACCUCAAAAAAAGAAGAAACCUGUUCCUGAAAAUAGAGCAAGUCGUAUUCCUUCCAAGACGACAUUAUUUGUGGCUAAUUUGCCUUAUACAACAACAGAUGAUGAUUUAGUUAAAGUGUUUGGUAACUAUAAGCUUGUUUCAGCCCAUGUGGCUCACACAAGGAAUGGAUAUUCAAAGGGAUAUGGUUUUGUUGAAUUAGAGAAUGAACAAGAGCAACACAAAGCUUAUGAGUCUUUGAAAGAUGUUGUCUUGGAUGGUCGUACUAUUUACUUGAAGAUUGCCAUGUCAGCAGAAGAAGAGUCUAAAGACAGUAAAAAAGAUACCAAAUAAAGCACU
Messenger RNA from Gilbertella persicaria, 764 nucleotides. RefSeq lists its product as uncharacterized. The coding region runs from base 141 to 758 and encodes 205 amino acids. The transcript has 3 exons. NCBI's taxonomy places the organism in Eukaryota, Fungi, Mucoromycota, Mucoromycetes, Mucorales, Choanephoraceae. Gene Ontology annotation, molecular function: mRNA binding. The record is from RefSeq and is a predicted model, not a curated record. Gene Ontology annotation, cellular component: cytosol.